AUGGACGCUGCAGCUAUCACCACGUUGAAGAAAAAGAGGACGACGUUACGACAACAGAUCACCAGAGCUGUCACCAGCCUCACAGCCUUGGUCAACGCUUCAGGUUCACGGAGAGGCGUGAAGGCGCUGGUGGUACACCUCGAUGAUCUUAUUCUCAGAACCUCCGUCUUGCAGUCAGAAAUCACAGCCGUAGAAGAAGACGAUGAUGAAGCGGAACGACAAGACGCCACGCAUCUAACUUACGCUUCCAAGGGGGAUGAAGUCAUUGCAGCGGCCCAAGUUUAUCUGUCCAGUCGCGAAGGAGAAGCCGCAUCAGUAUUAAACCCACUUGAUGACCAGCCCGAUCAGAAUUCGCCGCUGUUUCCUAUAUCACCGUCAGAAGCAGACCAGCGCGACCAAGCACAGAAGGAUGCAGCCAUGCAACGUGAGCAAGCCCAUAAGGAAAAGGUCGCAGCGGCUCAAAAGAAGUGUGAUGAAGUCAGAGCUCGGGCAAACGCUCUUUGGGAAGAAGCCGAAGCAGCACAAGAGGCUCUCCGUCAGCUGAAUCUCUGUCAACCAGAUCCGGAUCAUUUCUCGUCCGUUAGUCAACAGCUAGAGAAACGGUCUCCAGCAGCCGAGGAAUGGCGGACCAAGCAACGAAACCUGAACGUCAAACAGGAAGCUCCGGAUGAUUGGAUUGAUCUCUACAAUGCUGGCCUUCUACUUCCGGUCCAUAGCCAAUUCUCCUCUCGUUCUGCCGUCUCCGCGGAAUUGGACGUUUAUAACGGAAAAGCCGUUGAAUGGUUUGGUUGGAUCGACCUGUUUCGUGCAUUAGUGCACGAUACUCCGAAGACCCCAGGAGAAAAGCUGGCACUACUAAAACAUUACCUUAAGGGCGAAUGUCUGGAUGUAGUCUACGGGCUCGGUGGCGGAGAGACGGCCUACAAGCAGGCACUGGUGCGUCUGAAAGAGACAUUCGGACGAAGAGAUGUGAUGCGAGCCGCCCACAUCCAAGCUAUCGAACGACUUGAAUUCAAGAAUGAACCAAGAGUGUUCAAACGUUUUGCCGAAAGAGUUCGGACCCAUCUCUUCGACCUCAGCAGGAUUGGAGCCGCAUCAUCAGCCGACAUCAUCGAGAAGGUCUGCUUAAGACUCAACCAGCAAGAUCGACUCGAUUGGAACGCGGGACGACGUGGCCGUUUGGAAUUCCGCAGCCUCAACGAUUUCGGUACAUGGAUCUGUGAGCGAGCGUCCGAUUACCUCAACGCUUACAGCAUAGCCGCGGAUCAAGCCAACGAGACAGGAGGGCCAUCAUCAACGCCAAGAGGAGCCUUUCCACGUCGAGCUAAGACUCAUCAUUCGUCCGCAAGAGCUACAGAUGGAGGCGGAGCUGGCUCAACGAAGAAACCUUUUUGCUUCAAAUGCGAAAAGGGGCAUUGGCUCCAAGAUUGCGGAGACUUUAAGGCCCUUUCAGUGGGUGAACGGGUCAAUUUCUGCAUGCGUCGCCGGCUGUGUUUCGGCUGUUUCAGUUGCAGACAUUCAGCAAGAGAUUGCCAAAGCAAGCGCCAGUGCAAGCAACCGGACUGCAGAUUCUUUCAUCAUAUCCUGCUUCAUGAAACUGAGAAGCCGUCGACGACGGACGCCCGUCCUUCAACCGCUCGUGUUAUUGGCCGACAGAGAGUGGCCCUGGGAAUGAUGAGGCUGCACGUGCAAUCCGCAGAUGGUAACUGGAUACUCGCCAAUAUUUUCGCCGACGAAGGCAGUGAUACCACCCUGAUGAGGACGUCAUUUGCGUCAAAUUUAAGGCUGCAAGGGCCGUCGCAGGUGUUGACGGUGGAUGGUGCCGGCGGAGUCAUCAACCGAUACCAGUCCAAACGAGUCCAGUUCCAGUUGCGCGCUGAAUCAGGCGAAAUCUUUACGAUGGAAGGUUCAACAAUGAAGAUGGUCGCCAGCCCCACUCCUAUCACGGAUUGGAAUAAAGAAAAGCAGAAUUGGCCGCACCUCCGCGACCUCCCGGUCGGAGUAGUGGGAGGAAAGGUGGAUCUUCUUGUAGGUACAGACUACCUGCAUCUUUUGGUGCCUCGCGAGACCAGAGAAGGGCGAGAUUAUGAACCAAUCGCCUGCAAAACAAGACUUGGUUGGAUCGUGCGAGGAGUUACCAACCGAGGCCAUCAAGUUACAUCCAUUCGUAGCUGCACGAUUGCUGGCCAGACCCCCCUGGAUAAUUUGACAGCGGAAGUUCGUCGUUUCUGCGACACCGAGGCCUUUGGGACCGAAUUCACCGCCGGAUGUGUAUCAGCCGACGACCGCCGAGCUCUAGCGAUGGCAGAGGAGAAGACCCGGAGGUUACCCGUCGGAUAUGAGGUGCCAAUUAUCUGGAAGGAGGGGGAGCCGGACCUCGUGAAUAAUCGACCCAUGGCCGCCAAUCGCUUCCAAAGCCUUCUCAGGAGGUUCCAGCGCGAGCCGAAUUUGGAACGAGACUACGAAAUGACGAUGCAGAAAACUCUGGAUCAAGGAUAUGCAUCACGGGUUCAAGAUCCAGCGGAUGAAAAGUACUUCCUGGCCCACCACGGUGUCUACAAGGGCGUGAAAUUACGAAUAGUUUUCGACGCCGCCGCCUCUUUUAAGGGGAAAUCAUUGAACGACGCAAUGCUAAGUGGCCCUGCUCUUCAACCUGCGCUGGCCGCCGUCGUCACUUGCUUCCGUCGGCAUGAAAUCGCUUGGGCGUCUGACAUCGAGUCCAUGUUUAGCCGUUUCCGGCUUUCAGCAGAAGAUUCGAAGUACUUUUGUUUCCUGUGGCGAGAUGCAGCAACGUCGGAGCCAGCGGUUUACAAGAUGGAGCGACUGCCUUUUGGUGCCAGCUGCUCCCCUUUCGUCGCCAUCCGCGCAGUACGUCAAAUCAUGGAGGAUGCCGGAGACGAAAAGAUGGCUGCCGUCGUACGUGAACGGAUGUAUGUAGACGAUUAUUUAAGUUCAGCAACAACCGUGACAGCCGCCGUGCAAGAGGCCUCCGCUAUGAAGACGAGAUUGGCCGAAGCGGACCUGAAUCUGCAGAGCUGGGUCUCCAAUUCCGAAGAAUUUAUGCGAGCCAUGGCAUGCGGGGAGAAAGCUGAACAGAAGACACAUCCGUUAGGCGACAGCGGCGAAGAGAAGGUGCUGGGAGUAUUUUGGGAUACACACACUGACACGUUAGGCUUCAAGGUUGCCGAGAAGUCUUACACGGAGUUAACCCGGAUGGAGCUGGUUAGCCGAGUUGCUGGAGUGUUCGAUCCGUUGGGCACCGCCUCUCCAAUCAUCGUUAAGGCUAAGAUUCGCCUCCGAGAAUUAGGCCAAAAGGGCCUAAAGUGGACGGACGUCGUCGAAGGAGAGGACCGAAGAUGGUGGGACCAGUGGUUCGAGACUGUCCUCCAGCUGAACGACGUCAAGAUGCCGCGCUGUCUCUUCCCAGAUUCCGCCAACAUCGUCUCAUCUGAAUUACACACUUUCUGUGACGCUUCCGAAGAGGCUUAUGCCGCAGUGGUCUACGUCCGAAGCGUCUAUGGUGACGGAAGCGUUGUCGUCCGGCAAGUAAAGGCGACAAACAAGUUGGCACCAAAGAAGACCAUCUCCGUUCCAAGGCUGGAAUUGAACGCCGCUCUGCUGGGAGCACGAGUAGCCCGAGCAGUUCAAGAAGCUCUUCCAGCUCAUGUGAAACGACGACGGUUCUGGACCGACAGUAGCACGGUCCGAAAUUGGAUACGAGCCACCGCAGCCGAUUAUCAAACAUUCGUCAGCAACCGCGUCGGAGAAAUCCAAACCAUCACAGAAGAAGAAGAAUGGAGGUUCGUGCCAGGGCUGUUGAAUCCGGCGGAUGCGGCCACUCGUUCCACCCUAGACGGCGUCAAUUUUCCUGCCGUGUGGCUGACAGGGCCGGAAUUUCUUAUGCUGACCGAAAAGGACUGGCCGACUGAUCUUCCGUGGCUUGUGGUGAAAGAUGAGUCGAGGACUAGCCGCACCUUGCUUGCUUCCGUGCCGGAAUCGCCGGUCGUUUGGACCGACGUGAAGAUAGCCCCGGACGACAUCGCUGCGCUCAGUAAAAUGGACGGCCGAUAUUUGGAGUUGGUGAAGAGCUGCCAAACCGAAACAUUCGAAGAGGAGAUCCGCCGCAUCCGGAGGGGCAAGAAUUUGCCGUCUUCAUCGAACAUUCUAGCCCUAGCACCAAUUUUAGAUUCCGGCGGAAUUCUUCGACUCGCAUCCUUUUGCCGCGACGGUGGUCCGUGCGUUCCAUGA
Daphnia pulicaria is the source of this 4248-nucleotide messenger RNA. RefSeq lists its product as uncharacterized. Gene Ontology annotation, biological process: proteolysis. Gene Ontology annotation, molecular function: aspartic-type endopeptidase activity. The record is from RefSeq and is a predicted model, not a curated record. The coding region runs from base 1 to 4248 and encodes 1415 amino acids. The transcript is spliced from 2 exons. NCBI's taxonomy places the organism in Eukaryota, Metazoa, Arthropoda, Branchiopoda, Diplostraca, Daphniidae.